Molecule: messenger RNA, 3492 nt
Organism: Sphaeramia orbicularis (orbiculate cardinalfish)
Lineage: Eukaryota; Metazoa; Chordata; Actinopteri; Kurtiformes; Apogonidae
Gene: gabbr1b
Product: gamma-aminobutyric acid (GABA) B receptor, 1b
Exons: 24
Coding region: 270-3263 (997 amino acids)
Biological process (GO): gamma-aminobutyric acid signaling pathway; G protein-coupled receptor signaling pathway
Cellular component (GO): membrane; G protein-coupled receptor heterodimeric complex
Molecular function (GO): G protein-coupled GABA receptor activity
Source: RefSeq, a predicted model, not a curated record
GGACGUGUGUGUUCUAAUAAUACAUCCACAGCGUGUACACACACAGUGAAACAGCACCACAACCGACAGCGAGCUGACAGGAUUUGAUUUGGGCCACGGAACAGGCGUGUUAUGAGCUGAGCCCACCGCUUUUCUGGACUAAUUAUCUCCAUAAAGCACUUUUCCACAGAACCGCUGCUGCAGGCACUGCCGCUUCAUCUUGUGCCCGAGCAGCAGCAGCAGCCGAUGGGAGCCUGUUAAUACAGCUGGCGUCUAGUAUAUGUGGAGGAAUGGAGCCGCCCUGUCUUUUGUUCCUUUCCAGUGUCUUGCCCUUACUCAGCGUGUCUGCAUACAAUACAUCUGCCGGUUGUGCCAUCAUCCGUCCUCCCAGAGAUGGAGGAAUAAGAUACAGAGGGCUGACACAAGAGCAGAUCCGCAGUGUGCAGGUGUUGCCUGUAGACUAUGAGAUCGAGUACAUCUGCAGGGGCAACAGGGUAAUCGUGGGACCAAAAGUCAGAAAGUGUUUGCCCAACGGCACAUGGACCGACCUGAGUCAGCGCAGCCGAUGCUUAUUGCUGUGUCCUCGGAUGUGGACAUCUUUGGAAAAUGGCCGGGUGUCAUCUUGGCCCCUGGGCCCCCCUGUGGAAGGAACCACCCUGCAUUACAGCUGUCUGCCAGGCUUCAUCCUCAUGGGCCGGAACUCAACACAGUGCAAUAAGAUGGGCAAGUGGGACACACCCAAACCUGUGUGUCACUAUGACCGUCACUACAAAGGGAAGAAGAAGCUGUACAUCGGAGCCCUCUUCCCCAUGAGUGGAGGCUGGCCUGGUGGUCAAGCCUGCCUGCCCGCCGCUCAAAUGGCCCUAGACCUGGUGAACAACAGGACCGACAUACUGCCGGACUAUGAGCUGGAGCUGAUUUACUAUGACAGCAUGUGUGAUCCAGGGGAGGCCACCAAGCUGCUGUAUGACCUUCUGUACACGGAGCCCAUUAAAAUUGUUCUGAUGCCAGGCUGCAGCUCCGUUUCCACGCUGGUGGCUGAGGCUGCUCGCAUGUGGAACCUCAUUGUGUUGUCCUAUGGCUCCAGUUCCCCAGCUCUAUCCAACCGCCAGCGUUUCCCCACCUUCUUCCGCACUCAUCCAUCCGCCACUCUACACAAUCCCACCCGAGUGCAGCUCUUCCAGAAGUGGAAAUGGACCAAGAUCGCCACCAUUCAACAGACAACCGAAGUUUUUACCUCAACGCUGGAUGAUCUGGAGGAACGGGUGAAAGAAGCUGGGAUUGAAAUCAGCGUUCGUCAGAGCUUCCUCACUGACCCCGCUGUGGCUGUCAAAAACCUCAAGCGCCAAGAUGCCAGGAUUAUCGUCGGCCUCUUCUACGAGACCGAGGCCAGGAAGGUCUUCUGUGAGGUGUACAAGGAGAAGCUGUACGGGAAGAAAUACGUGUGGUUCCUGAUUGGCUGGUACGCAGAUAACUGGUUUAAGAUCAAGGACCCAUCCAUCAACUGUACGGUGGAGCAGAUGACAGAGGCUGUGGAAGGUCAUGUGACCACUGAGAUUGUCAUGCUCAACCCCGAGACUGUGCGAGGAGCCUCUAACCUGACAUCCCAGGAGUUUCUAGCUCAGCUGAUGUCAAAGCUCGGGGGUAAAAACCCAGAGGAGACUGGGGGUUUCCAGGAGGCCCCGCUGGCGUAUGACGCCGUGUGGGCUCUGGCUCUGGCUCUCAACAAGACUGUGGGCCCCCUGAAGGCUAAGGGUCACCGGCUUGAAGACUUCAACUACAACAACCGGGAUAUCACCGCUGAGAUCUACAGAGCCCUGAACACCAGCUCCUUCGAAGGAGUUUCAGGUCACGUUGUAUUUGAUGCACAAGGUUCUCGAAUGGCCUGGACUCUGAUUGAGCAGCUUCAAGGAGGCAGCUAUAAGAAGAUUGGAUACUAUGACAGCACUAAAGGCAAUCUGUCCUGGUAUGGGAAUGACAAGUGGAUAGGCUCAGGCCCCCCUGCAGACCAGACGGUGGUCAUUGAGGAGUUUCGAUACCUGUCUCAGAAACUCUUCGUGUCUGUUUCCGUCUUCGCCGGGUUGGGAAUCCUGCUGGGAAUCGUCUGUCUCACCUUCAACAUCUACAACAGCAAUGUCAGAUACAUACAGAACUCCCAGCCCUACCUGAACAACAUGACCGCGGUGGGCUGCAUGAUGGCUCUGGCUGCUGUCUUCCCUCUGGGCAUUGAUGGUCUUCAUGUCCACAGGAGGCAGUUUCCUGUUGUCUGCCAGUUCCGCCUGUGGUUGCUCGGUCUGGGCUUCAGCCUCGCGUACGGCAGCAUGUUCACCAAGAUCUGGUGGGUCCACACUGUCUUCACCAAGAAGGAUGAGAAGAAGGAUAAAAGGAAGCAGCACCUGGAGCCAUGGAAACUCUACGCUACUGUGGGCGUUCUCCUUGGCAUCGACAUCCUAUCCCUGAUGAUCUGGCAGAUUGUGGAUCCGUUACAUAUCACAGUGGAGAAAUUCACCAGGGAAGCCCCCAAAGGAGACUUGGAUGUUCUGAUCCAGCCUUUACUGGAGCACUGCAGCUCAGAGAAGAUGAACACCUGGCUGGGUGUGGUGUAUGGUUAUAAAGGCUUGCUGCUGCUGCUCGGCAUCUUCCUGGCUUAUGAGACCAAGUCCAUCUCCACAGAGAAGAUCAAUGACCACCGCGCCGUGGGCAUGGCCAUCUAUAAUGUUGCUGUACUGUGUAUGAUCACAGCUCCAGUCACCAUGAUCCUGUCCUCGCAGCAGGACGCCUCCUUCGCCUUCGCCUCCCUGGCCAUCGUCUUCUCCGUCUACAUCACCCUGGUGGUUCUGUUCGUCCCUAAGAUGCGGCGCUUGAUCACCCGGGGAGAGUGGCAGUCAGACGCCCAGGAGACCAUGAAGACGGGCUCGUCCACCAACAACAACGACGAGGAGAAAUCCAGACAGCUGGAGAGAGAGAACAAGGAGCUCCAGAAGAUCAUCCAGGAGAAAGAAGAGCGGGUCUCAGAGCUCCGGAAUCAGCUGUCUGAGCGUCAGGCCCUGCGCUCCAGGAGAAGAGCUUCCACCAUCACCAAUCAGAACCACAACUCCCCCCCUCUGUCCAUCCCCCAGAGCGACCCCAGGUCACUGGCCCCUCCUCCGGGGUACCCCGCCCCCACGUCCGACCCCCUCCCGGUCCCACCGUCCUUCGCCAACUCGUCCAGUCUUUACCAGGCGGACAGUAAGAUCAGCCGUAAUAACUGCCACACCAGCCGGCUGCAGCUGCUCUAUAAGUGAGAAGACGGUAAACGGCCAGGAAUGAGAGGACUAUCAGACGUCUGCCUGAACUGGAGAGAGUGAGGUACUGAUGUGGGCCGGAUUCGAAGGGACUGGUUCCAUUCCAAUCAGCUGAAGCCAGAGGAUGAGCAGUGGAUUGGCUUAGAGUCAAAGAAACCAGUGAACAUUAUGUUUCUAUUUGGUUUACUCAUUCAAAAACCAAAAUGCUCUGCCCAAAAUAUGGAAAAAA